This is a messenger RNA of Morus notabilis, 1369 nucleotides long. Its product is annotated as polygalacturonase inhibitor. Gene Ontology annotation, molecular function: protein binding. The coding region runs from base 115 to 1113 and encodes 332 amino acids. NCBI's taxonomy places the organism in Eukaryota, Viridiplantae, Streptophyta, Magnoliopsida, Rosales, Moraceae. The record is from RefSeq and is a predicted model, not a curated record. The transcript has a single exon.
AAAGGGCACACGGAAUGUCAUGUUAAGUAUAUUUUGUUUUGCCACUUCACAUAGCCGAAGUCUAUAUAAAGCCCGUUUCAUAACAACAUUUUUCACUGUUAAUUAGUACAUCCAAUGGCCAUUAAUUACAACUUCCUUUCCCUUGCCCUAAUUAUCUUCUCCACCAUUCUCCACCAUUGUCUCUCCGAGCUCUGCCAUCCUGAAGACAAGAAAGCCCUCCUCCAAAUCAAGAAAUUCUUCAACACCCCUAAUAUCUUCCCCUCGUGGGACCCGAAAACCGGUUGUUGCGGUUGGUACGGCCUCACUUGCGACUACAAAACCCACCGAGUAAAUGACCUCUUCCUCAACUACGCCGACCUCGCGGGACCGAUCCCGCCCCAAGUCGGCGACCUUCCCUAUCUCGAAACCCUCAUGUUCCACAAAAACCCAAACCUGACGGGACCGAUUCCACAGUCCAUCACCAAGCUAAAGAGGCUCCGGAUCCUCAGUAUAACCUGGACCAACCUCUCGGGUCCCAUCCCGGACUUCAUUGGCGAAAUCACCACCCUCGAUUUUCUUGAUCUCUCUUUCAACAAACUAACGGGACCGAUCCCGAGCUCCAUCGGUCGGCUGACGAAACUCACAGGCCUCCGGUUAGACCGUAACCAACUCACGGGACCGAUCCCGGCCUCAUUCGGGGAUCUCACUGGAGAUAAUUUUUAUCUCUACUUAUCGCACAACCAACUUUCUGGGAAAAUACCGGCCUCAGUGUUGAAAAAGGACUACACCUACAUGGACCUGUCGCGGAACAAGCUCGAGGGCGAUGCGUCGCUGCUGUUCGGAUCGGACAAGAAGAAUUUGGAGAUCGUGGACCUGUCGAGGAACUUGUUGGAGUUCGAUCUGUCGAAGGUCGAGUUUCCGAAGAGCUUGACCUAUUUAGAUCUAAACCACAACAAGAUAAUUGGGAGUCUUCCGGUGGGGCUGACCGAGCUGAGACUACAGCUGCUCAAUGUGAGUUACAACCAGCUGUGCGGGAAGAUCCCGGUCGGCGGGGAAUUGCAGACGAGGUUCGACUACUCAGCCUACUUCCAUAACCGCUGCUUGUGCGGAGCGCCGCUACCGAACUGCAAAUAGUUAGUUUCCUAUUUGGUUACUAUUAGUUUUCUAUUUGGUUACGUUUUUUGUUUUUGUUUUUUUUUUUACGUUGUUUGAAGCUAAAUAAUGGUAUGAAAUGUUGUAGGACUAAAGACUUGUAUUAAUUAACUUGUUUGAGAUGAUGUUUUGUUUAAGUUAAAAUUCCGUGUUUUGCUAAGAUGCUGAAACAGGACAUUGUAAUAAAAUCAAUUCGGUGCAGGUAAAGUUGAUAACAGUACGUUAUCACGGACGAAAA